UGAAGGUCCUGGACACCAGGGAGAAGGUUGAGUUGCUCCAUUGAUAUUUUGUGUUUGUUUUCUUUGCCAAGAAGAAUGACUUGGGUACUGGAAAUGGAACAGAAGCGGCUGACAGGCACUCAUCCCCAAGAUAAAUAAUGAGAGAGAAGAGAGCACCCAGCUGCCCUUGCUGAAUUAAGAGGAAUGAUGGCCAUGCUUUUGCAGGUGAAGAAAGAAGGGAUGGGCAGAUGGGACUGCAGAUAUGCCAGGUGUAUUGCAAAGAUCCAGGAAAGCGCAGAAAAGAGGAGAAAACAUACCUCAGUUCUCUACAGCACUGAAAGUCGGUGGGCGUGGAGCACUACAUACACUGUUAAUGCCUCGUUGGGAAACAGUGCUACACAAAGGGGGAGAGUGAGGAGGGAUAGCAUUCCUGGCAUGGAGAACAACCAGUUCAAAGGUCCAGAGGUGGAAGAUGGAGUGUAUGAAGAUCAGCAGGAAGGGAACCCUUCAGUGGGUGAAGAGCAAGGUGUCAUCUCCUCCCCAAGCUCUUCACCUGACAGCAAGCAGAAGAAAAUCGCAAGAGAGAGCAGUCAGGGAGUGGCCAGAUUCAAUAACAUCUGGGAGCUGAAGCUGCACCAAGAAGAUGACCUGAGCUUGGAAGCCUCGUGCCUAGAGCAGUACUGGGAAGCAGCUGGUGAGGCUUAUGCUGAGGUGGCCAAGGACCAAAGUUCUCAAGAUUCUAGGGGAACUGAGCCAGAGUUGUCCUUCCCUUUUGUCUGGCCUGACGAGGCCCCAUGCCCCUCAAGGCCAGAAUCCCGUAAUCACUACCAACCCUUCAAGCAUUUGGGGAAGGCAAAGCAAUUAGGUCCCAGACGGAACAAUGAAGAGUCCUGUGUUCCAGAAACAGGGAUGGAUUGUGCCGGCCGCACCGUGCACUCUCCUCCUAUAAGGAGCAGGCUGCCAGGGUCAUACUAUUUACCAGUCUUUGGAUACGGUCCGUGGAGUCACGAAGAGUCGGACACCAGUGAAUGCCUGAGCAGCAGCAGCAACAAGGAGACAUCCAGUUUGACAUACCCAGUGGGCAGUUGGAGGUCAGCAUAG
Molecule: messenger RNA, 1080 nt
Organism: Vombatus ursinus (common wombat)
Lineage: Eukaryota; Metazoa; Chordata; Mammalia; Diprotodontia; Vombatidae
Exons: 6
Coding region: 184-1080 (298 amino acids)
Source: RefSeq, a predicted model, not a curated record